This is a messenger RNA of Spirometra erinaceieuropaei, 1662 nucleotides long. NCBI's taxonomy places the organism in Eukaryota, Metazoa, Platyhelminthes, Cestoda, Diphyllobothriidea, Diphyllobothriidae. The record is from the annotation of a GenBank genome assembly.
AUGGCUCGAGAACUGACGCGCUACAAGGUGGUCAUCGCCGCACUCAGCGAGGCCCGAUUCUCCGGACAAGGUCAACUGAAGGAAGUGGGUGUCGGCUAAACCUUCUUCUGGAGUGGUCGCCCCAAGCCAUAGCGACGAGACGCGGCUGUCGCCUUCGUCAUCCGUAACGGCAUCGUGGGACGACUACCCAGUCUGCCUCAGGACAUCAACGAUCGCCUGAUGAGCCUCCGUCUGCCUCUCCGGGGUGGGGGCAAAUUCGCUACCAUCAUCAGCGCCUACGCUCCGCCGAUGAGCAGCCCAGACGCCGCCGCAAGAGACCAAUUCUACGAGGACCUCCACGCCCUCUUGGCGACUGUGUCGGAGGCGGACAAGCUGAUUGUCCUUGGUGACUUCAACGCCCCCGUCGGCAAAAUCCAUGCCGCCUGGAGAGGAGUGCUGCGUCCCCACGGUCUCCGCGGCUGCAAAGACAAUGGGCUGCUGCUUCUCCGCACCUGCGCAGAGCACCGCCUCAUCCUGACAAACACGUUCUUCUGUCUGCCGAAGCGAGAGAAGGCCACCUGGAGGCAUCCUCGGUCGCAUCAGUGGCACCUGCUGGACUAUGUCCUCGUCCGAAGGCGAGAUCAGCGAGACGUGCUGGUGACAAAGGCGAUCGCGGGUGCUGACGGGUGGACUGACCAUCGCCUCGUAAUCUCGAAGAGCCUACAGCCUCGCAGGAGACCACAAGGUAUGCGUCCCCAGGUAAGCUGAAUGCUGCCUUGUUGUCUUUGGUCGCUCACCAUCUUCAUUUCAGCAAUGAGCUAGCUCAACGGCUAGACAACCAUCCAAUCGCUGCCGACGCCGACGCCGACGCCGACCCCGCCGCCGCUGCUGCCGAGAAUGCCUCCAUGGAGAACCGCUGGUGUCAACUGCGAGACAUGAUCCAGUCGAUGGCGCUAGCCGUCCUCGGUCGCGCCGUCAUCAGCAAUUUGCUUGCUGAGAAGAACAGCCUACAAAAAGCCUACGUAGAUCACCCCACCGAGGACAACAGAGUUGCUUUCUACCGCAGUCGCCGCCAACUCAGCAACGAUUGCGCGAGAUGCAGGACGCCUGGACUGAUCGCAAAGCUGAGGAGAUCCAAGGGUACGCUGACCGCAACGAGUGAAAGAAUUUCUUCUCCGCGAUCAAAGCUGAUUACGGUCGCGAACGAAGGACACUGUUCCUCUCCUCAGCGCCGACGGCAGCACUCUCCUCACUAAGAAGACACAAAUCCUACAGCGCUGGGCCGAGCAUUUCCGAGGCGUCCUCAGCCGCCCUUCCGCCAUCUCCGACGCCGCCAUCGAGCGUUUGCCGCAAGGUGAGACCAACGCGAACCUUGACCUCCCGCCAUCUCUCCAGGAGACCAUCAGGGCCGUGCAGCAGCUCUCCAGCGGGAAAGAACCCGGAUCGGACGCGAUCCCUGCUGAGGUCUACAAGAACGCAGGUCCCCAACUCAUGGAUCACCUGACUGCGCUCUUCCAGGAGAUGUGGCGUCAAGGCGAAGUCCCGCAAGAUUUCAAGGACGCAACCAUCGUGUAUCUAUACAAGCGAAAAGGGAACCGCCAAAUUUGCGACAAUCACCGUGGCAUCUCCUUGAUAAACCACCGGGAAGAUCUUCGCUCGCAUCCUCCUCAAUCGUCUGUAUAA